GGCUGCCAUAUUUGAAUAUUCCCUAAAAUUGGUAUCUGUCCAUUUCCAGAUGAUGCACCAUUCUCCAUUUCUCUUCCCAUCACUUUUCUAAAAGUAAUCAAAUCUCAACAUACCAACAAAUCUCAAUAUAGCUGGCAGCCAUUUCCAUUGACAACACCGGAAUAACAGAACCCUGUUUCUCUACUCUCCACCCCAUCUUGUUUAUCUCAGAAUUCACACUAAUUUCAGCAUCAAUGGCUUGUACCAUAUCCCUAAACACAAUUUCUUGCAGGGCUCAAUCAAGAUCUUGUUUGGUGUUAAAGGGGGAUAAAUCUAAACUCCCUUGCUUAAUCAGUUUCUCAAACUCACUACAAUCAAAAGAUUUCAAGAUUUCAAUAUGGAGUGAUCAGAAACUCCCAACAGCAAGAUCCACUAGAGGCCUCUCUACACAAGCAUUCUUCUGGAACAAACCAAAGCCAACUUCAAGGCAGGACGAAAAGGCUCAAGAGCUAUUCGUGUAUGAAAUCAACGAGCGAGAUCGGGCGAGUCCGGCGUACCUGAAGCUGAGUCAGAAGGAGGUGCACUCGCUCGGAGACCUCGUCCCCUUCACCAACAAGCUUUACUCCGGCGAUCUGCAGAAGCGAUUGGGAAUCACCGCCGGUCUCUGCGUACUGAUCCAGAACGUGCCGGAGCGGAAGGGCGACAGAUUCGAAGCUAUCUACAGCUUCUACUUCGGCGAUUACGGCCACAUUGCCGUGCAGGGCGCGUAUUUGACUUACGAGGAUACGUAUCUCGCCGUAACCGGCGGAUCGGGGAUUUUCGAGGGGGUUUAUGGCACCGUCAAAUUGAAGCAGAUAGUGUUCCCUUUCAAGCUUUUCUAUACCUUUUACCUCAAAGGAAUCAAGGAUUUGCCAGCGGAGCUGGUGGUCAAGCCCGUGGCGCCGACUCCCUCCGUCGAGCCAUCCGCCGCCGCCAAGGCUGCGGAGCCGCAGGCAGCAGUUUCGAAUUUUACAAACUGAUCCUGCAUCGGUUCGAAUCCCAGGGAAUAUUGUUCGGGAAAGACCUUCCACCGGAUUCCACCAUGUCCGAUCAAAAUUCCGAUCCGAUAGGAGCCCAUCGGCGAAUCAAAUAAAAUAUCUCCGGCGUCCUAACUAAUGUCUGAUUACAUUUUCAAAUGCUUUUCAUUUCCACUUGUUUAAUUGGAAGAUCUUCACCGUCA
Messenger RNA from Andrographis paniculata, 1198 nucleotides. RefSeq names its product allene oxide cyclase, chloroplastic-like. Gene Ontology annotation, biological process: jasmonic acid biosynthetic process. NCBI's taxonomy places the organism in Eukaryota, Viridiplantae, Streptophyta, Magnoliopsida, Lamiales, Acanthaceae. The coding region runs from base 234 to 998 and encodes 254 amino acids. The transcript has 2 exons. Gene Ontology annotation, molecular function: allene-oxide cyclase activity. The record is from RefSeq and is a predicted model, not a curated record.